Messenger RNA from Staurois parvus, 495 nucleotides. NCBI's taxonomy places the organism in Eukaryota, Metazoa, Chordata, Amphibia, Anura, Ranidae. The record is from the annotation of a GenBank genome assembly.
AAUACAGAGUACGGGGACAUCUCUCUGGUGGAUUCCCAUUACUGGAUCCAUCUACCUAAUGGUGUCCCGGGAAUACAGAGGACGGGGACAUCUCUCUGGUGGGUUCCCAUUACUGGAUCCAUCUACCGGAUGGUGGUGAGGGAUGUUGUGACCUUCCCGUGUGGAGUCCUGGGAAUACAGAGGACAGGGACAUGUCUCUGGUGGGUUCCCAUUACUGGAUCCAUCUACCUGAUGGUGGUGAGGGAUGGUGGGACCUUCCUGUGUGGAGUCCAUGGAAUACAGACGACGGGGACAUCUCUCUGGUGGGUUCCCAUUACUGGAUCCAUCUAACAAGUGUAAAUAGUGCAUGCUCUUAGAUCUAGUAGAUCUCUGCAACAAUCAUAUAGAAACAUUAUUCUUAAUCUCAUCUACCUGAUCCACCUGAGGGAUCUCCUGAUGUUCCUGUUUGGAAGGCCGGGAAUACAGAGGACGGGGACAUCUCUCUGGUGGGUUCCC